AUGGCUUUACAACCUGAACCAAUGUUUGUCUCAAGAUCGGAAACAUUUAAAUUUGUAGCUGGUACUACAAUUGAAUUACCUUGUGAAGUGGCAAAUACAGCUGAAUAUGUUGUAGCCUGGAAACGUGGUAUUGCAAUUUUAUCAGCUGGUUUAGUUAAAGUUACACCAGAUCCUCGUGUCAAAUUGGUUAAUGGAUUUAACUUGCAAAUUAGGGAUGCUGUACCACAAGAUGCUGGCGAUUAUAUAUGUCAAAUAGCGAUGUUAGAACCGCGUGAAAUAACGCAUACAGUGGAAAUUUUGGUUCCACCAAGAAUACAUCAUAUUAGUUCUGGAGGACAUUUGCAAGUCAAAAAAGGAGCAUCAGUGAGAAUUGAAUGUUCAGCAUCAGGAAAUCCCACGCCGAAUGUUACUUGGAGCCGAAAGAAUAAUAUUUUACCAAAUGGUGAUGAAAGAUUGCAUUCAUCAAUUUUAUCACUUGAAAACAUGGACAGACAUAAGGGUGGUGUUUACAUUUGUACAGCAAAUAAUGGAGUUGGAAAUCCAGCAUCAAGUCAAGUUGUAAUGCAUGUUUUAUAUCCACCUGAAAUCACCGUUGAAAGACCAGUUGUAUUUUCUGGUGAAGGACAUGAAGCAAUGUUAGUAUGUAUUGUACAUGGUGAAGCUCAACCAGAGGUGAUAUGGUUUAAAGAGACAAUGCAAUUAGAUACAACAGAACGUCACAUUAUGGAAAAUCGUGGAUCACGUCAUACAUUAAUUAUAAGAAAAGUUCAUCCACAAGAUUUUGGUAAUUACUCAUGUGUUGCAGAAAAUCAACUUGGUAAAUCAAGAAAAACAUUACAAUUAAGUGGAAAACCUAGCACAGCAAUAUUUAGUUCACCACCUAUAAGCCAAUAUAAAGAUAGAUACAAUAUUUCAUGGACGGUUGAUUCACAUUCACCAGUUGAAGAAUUUAAAUUAUUUUUCCGAAGGUUACCGCAAGGACAUGAGGUUGAUAACACAAUUGAACAAUCACAGCCAUUACACUUAUCAUCAUCAUCAUCUCAAAUCUAUAGUAAUAGUAAUAGUCAUAUGCAUCGUGGUGGUUAUAUAAAUAUGCAUUGGCCAAGAAAUGAUUGGAGAGAUGUUGUAUUACCAGCAGUACCAUUAUCACAUCAUUAUACACAAGGGAUGAGUUAUAUGAUACGUGGCUUAGAUCCUGAUCAACAUUAUGAAGCAAGAGUUCAAGCAAGAAAUCGAUAUGGUUGGGGUGAUAUGACAGAAAGUUUUCUAUUUUCAACAUCAUCAAAUGGUAAGUUUAAGUAAAAGCAUAAAUAAUAA
Condylostylus longicornis is the source of this 1317-nucleotide messenger RNA. Its product is annotated as lachesin. Gene Ontology annotation, molecular function: axon guidance receptor activity; protein binding. Bases 1 to 1302 code for a protein of 433 amino acids. The record is from RefSeq and is a predicted model, not a curated record. Gene Ontology annotation, cellular component: plasma membrane; neuronal cell body; axon. The transcript has 8 exons. Gene Ontology annotation, biological process: homophilic cell-cell adhesion; synapse organization. NCBI's taxonomy places the organism in Eukaryota, Metazoa, Arthropoda, Insecta, Diptera, Dolichopodidae.